Molecule: messenger RNA, 3857 nt
Organism: Astrephomene gubernaculifera
Lineage: Eukaryota; Viridiplantae; Chlorophyta; Chlorophyceae; Chlamydomonadales; Astrephomenaceae
Source: the annotation of a GenBank genome assembly
CGAUGCUCGUACGGCGCCGGAAGAAGCUAUAGAAGUACACGAACCCAACAAAAUUUGUACCUUUCACAAGCUGACCGUAAGGUUCAGCUAGGCGUUUAAUAGUGACUUAGGAGUAGAGGCUAGGCUUGCCUCUUUUCUUUUUUAAGGAUGGCAUUCCAAGGCGCUGGUGGGGGUCAGUAUGUGCCCCCGCACCUCAGGGGCAUGUCCAUGGGAGCCCCACCUCCACCUCCGCCUCCGGGCCCUGUGAUGGGCGCAUUUGCUGGCUUUGGCGGCCCUGCCGGUGGCUUUGAGGAUCGUGAUCGGGGCGGCCGCGGUGGCUAUGGCGGUGGCUAUGGUGGCCCUCGUGGUGGUGGAUAUGGUGGCCGUGGUGGAUUUGCCGGUGGCAUGGCCGGCCGUGGUGGCUUCAGUGGCGCUCCUCGUGGCGAGGGCGGCGCUCCUGGGAUUGGCGGUGUGGGCUUUAACCGACCCUACGACGAUCCCUUCAAGAAGGCAGAGGCGGAGAAGGCAGAAAUCGACGCGCUGUAUGGUGCUGAGAACACCGGCAUCAACUUUGAUGCCUAUGAGGAUAUCCCUGUGGAGACCAGCGGCAAGGACGUGCCCAACCCCGUGCACAGCUUCGAGGACCUGAACCUGCCACAGUGCAUGAUGGACAACAUCAAGCGCUGCAAGUUCACGAAGCCAACUCCUGUGCAAAAGCACUCUAUUACCAUUGGCCUAGCUGGACGUGACCUUAUGGCCUGCGCUCAGACCGGCUCAGGCAAAACGGCGGCCUUCUGCUUCCCGAUCAUCGCCGCUAUGCUCAUGAAGGGCUACCAGCCAUCUGGAGGCCGGAACAGCCGCAAGGCGCUACCUGGGGCCCUGGUGCUGGCGCCCACUCGCGAGCUGACGUCUCAGAUUUACGACGAGGCGCGCAAGUUCACGUACAUGACUGGCCUCCGCCCAGUGGUCAUUUACGGUGGUGCCCCUGCUCCCAACCAGCUCCGCGACCUGGAGCGCGGGUGCGACAUCCUCGUGGCCACCCCCGGCCGCCUCAGCGACUUCAUUGAGCGCGGCCGCGUUGGCCUGUCCUCGAUCCUCUUCCUGUGCCUGGAUGAGGCCGAUCGCAUGUUGGACAUGGGAUUCGAGCCGCAGAUCCGCCGCAUCGUGGAGCAGGAGGACAUGCCGCCUGUGGGGCAGCGACAGACGCUGAUGUUCAGCGCCACCUUCCCCAAGGAGAUUCAGCGCCUGGCCGCCGACUUCCUGAGCAACUACGUCUUCCUGACGGUUGGCCGCGUGGGUUCCUCGACCGACCUGAUUGUGCAGCACAUUGAGUAUGUGUCGCCGGACGAGAAGCAGAACACGCUGCUGGACCUCAUCAGCACGGUCGAGGGCCUGACGCUGGUCUUCGUGGAGACUAAGCGCGGCGCGGACGAGCUGGAGCGCAUCCUCACGCGCAGCCAUCUGCCCGCCACCUCCAUCCACGGCGACCGCUCGCAGGAGCAGCGUGAGAUGGCUCUCCGCAGCUUCAAGAGCGGCAAGACGCCAGUCAUGGUUGCCACCGACGUGGCCGCCCGUGGUCUGGACAUCCCGCACGUUACCCACGUCAUCAACUACGACCUGCCGAAGGACAUUGACGACUACGUGCACCGCAUUGGUCGCACGGGCCGUGCAGGCCACAAGGGUCUGGCCACCGCCUUCUUCACGGACGCCGACGCGCCGCUCGCUCGGUCUCUGGUUGAGGUGCUGACGGAGACCAACCAGACGGUGCCGGGCUGGCUGCAGAACUACGCUGCGCGCACCCCAGGCUACGGCCAGAAGAGCCGCCGCGGAGGCGGCCGCUUCGGCGGUCGCGAUUUCCGCAAGGACGGCUACGGCGGUGGCGGCGGUGGUGGUGGCGGUGGCUACGGCGGCGGCUAUGGCGGUGGCGGCUACGGCGGUGGCGGAUACAACCGCGGCGGUGGUGGCUACGGUGGCGGCGGCUACGGUAGCGGCGGCGGUGGCUAUGGCGGUGGCGGUUACGGCGGCGGCGGUGGCUACGGCGCAGGCGGCGGCUAUGGCCAGAGCGCAUGGGAUUAAGUUGGAGGCCGGUUGGCCUUAUCCGUGGUCUGCCCAGCUGUUGCAGACCUACGGAGCACCAGACAGCAUGACCGCUGUGUAGAGCAUACCUCCCGGUUAGACAGUUGUUGACGCCGCAUGUGUUGCGUGUGGGAUGUAGGCAAUAGGCGUAGCGUGGAGGAGCGGGGCAUCAUACAUGGAGUUGGACACAUUUGUUUGAUGGCGUUGCACAUGCAGGCCAAUGUAGCAGUGCCUGUAGCAGUUCACACUGUCAGCGCCAUGAUGAUGGUAGUAAGAGUUCACCGCAGGAAAGAGAGCGCCCCAGCUGGAGCCGUUGACUUCAUUGCUGUCAAGAGGGCGCUACAGCGACACGGCGGUUUCCUGUUUCCUGUUGGGUAGCAAGACGCCGUUGCACCAGCGAGAUGAUUGUGGCUGCUAGAGCCAUGGUCCAUGUGCGCACGUUUAAGCGUUCUUGCUGAUUGUUGCUGCUCGUCGUUCAGCGUCAUGGAAAGCACACAGCUUGUUAUUCCGGGGCUUUGAUUUUGCGUUGUUUUGGGCCCAUGUGGCUCUGUAUAGCGCAGUAUGUACUCCGGAUCGAGUGACCGCUUGGGCAAAUGCGAGAACCUGAGAAGACAUGUAUGCCUAGCUGCCCAGUUGUUCUUCUGCGCGUAUUCACCUGAGCGCUGGAGAGACUUAGCGAGCCGCGCUUUGCAUUUGAGAGGCAAGAGGGGCGCGAGUGCUUGCACCGCAUUAUUCCUUUAGCCUGCUAUGUUGGGGCGAAACUCGCGCGCUUGUCAGUUUGCGCGCGCGUUUAUGGCAGGUGAAAUCUUGAGCCCCACUCUUGAGUCAUGUGCGCGGUGCGCUGUUGGGCAGUUGGGUAGAAGUCGAGACGGUCUGCAAGAGGGAGCAGGAGGUGUCUGUCGUGGUCUGCAUUCUGUCAAUCUAACAGCUUUGCUGAGGCCUUGGCCUAGUCUUACCCGUUUGUUAAGGGUGGGACUCAGGGCCCUGGGGCCGUGGAAUGGCACAUGGCCAGGACCCAUGCCCACACGUUCCUUGUGCGUGUGACGCAUGUCAGUUGUCCUGCGUCUUGAUGCUGCUUAUGUACAGUGCCCGGCUUGGGCGGCCCUACCUCUCGAAUGCUCAUCUCUUGUUGCAGACACGGACUCUUCAUUCUCGCAUUGUGCUUGUGUUGCCCAGGUGUGUGUACGCUGGUGGUGCUUGUUUUAUGUCCUGCACGUGUCGUGGUGUUUCCUGAUAUCGAGGAUUUUGUGUUGUGGUGUCAGUUUUAAUGCUACUCCACCGUUACAGAGGUUAAGUGCAGCGCUUGCCUGCCCGGCUCUUCAUUGGGGCUCUUUACUGCAAGCAGGUUGCUUGAGAACCUGACCGUGUACGCUCCAUUGUGGACGCCUAUGUUGCCCGCUUUUCGGAAUAACAACACACGCCAGCGGCUGAGUUUCUGCCGGGAUACGUUUGACCGAGACGCCUGUUUUCCUUUACUGUGGUAAAUUGCCGACUUUUGAACCCUACAACUUGUUUGCCAAUGCAGUUUGUGGCGAUUCUCCUUGUGUUUCCAUUCUUCUGGCGUGUCGCCAAACUGCUAACUUAGUCGCAUGCCAAUUUGACGCAUCUGUCCGUACAUUUUGUAAGGUAAACUCACACGAUGUUGUAUGACAUGCUCAACGGUUAACGCCAGGAGAGACCGGCAGCUUUUACAUUCCUGUGAAGCACGGUUACCAUACUUCUAAAACACGUUGACAUCUGCGUAACCUUCAAUACACUUGCAGCCUGUGUUGUUCAAAAGUCCGUUCACAGCCAAAAACGGC